This is a messenger RNA of Drosophila kikkawai, 5690 nucleotides long. RefSeq names its product Leucine-rich-repeats and calponin homology domain protein (gene Lrch). Gene Ontology annotation, molecular function: protein binding. The record is from RefSeq and is a predicted model, not a curated record. NCBI's taxonomy places the organism in Eukaryota, Metazoa, Arthropoda, Insecta, Diptera, Drosophilidae.
UUCGGAUUCAGUAUUUUUUUUGAUUUCGUUCUGUGCGCUUCGUUCGUUGCGGGACGCGCGUGUACGCCCUUGUGUGUGUGUGUGAGGAGGCGAAGAAGAAGAAGAAGCAAGACGGGCAAGAAGGAAGCCGCAAAAGGAGAAGCCAAUUCCGAGAAAUCUUAUCAAUGAGCUAGAACUUUGUGAAGAAAAAUAUCAAGAUGCGUGCGUUUCAAUAGAGCAAAUUUAGUUUUUAGUUUUUUUCCGGUACUUCUGUCCGCUCUUCUAAUCGGUGCGUGUGCUGGUGUGAGUGCUGCUGUGCUGGUGUGUGUGUUUGAUUGUCACCACGCCUACACGCACGGGAAAUGGCAGCAACUGUUUACCAACGCCUCCACAGCGGCGGCGGCGGCAGCGCGUCGGCUUCCUUUCCAGGAGGAGCGGCCUCUGGAGCGGGAUUGACUGGAUCUGCAGGCAACACCUCCUCCUCCUCCGCCCUGCUCAGCCACUCCCAGCUGACGCGCUCGCUGGAGCGCAUCCUGGAGGAGGCGCACUUUAGCGGCGAGCUGAUCCUCACGAACCGCAAGCUGAAGGACUUUCCCAAAGCGGGCACCAAGUACGCGCUCACGGAUACCGUUAUAGCAGAUCUUUCCCGAAAUCGAUUCUGUGAACUGCCCGAAGAAGUGACGACGUUUGCCUUUCUGGAGACGCUGCUGCUGUAUCACAACACGAUACGCAGCAUUCCGGAGUCGGUGAAGCAGCUUUCGUCGCUGACUUACUUGGAUCUCCGCAGCAAUCAGUUGUCCUCGCUGCCGCGCGAGAUAUGUUUCCUGCCCCUCCAGGUGCUGCUUGUGUCCAACAAUCGGCUGUCCACCCUGCCGGAUGAGAUGGGCCGGUUGGACCAGACGUUAACCGAUCUGGAUGCUUCGUACAAUCAACUGGCCAACUUGCCUGUCCGUCUGGGGGAGUUGAGAUCGCUGCGCUCGCUCUCGCUGCGCAGCAAUCACCUGAUGUAUCUGCCCAGGGAGUUAACCUGCCUGAGCCUGGUCUCGCUCGAUGUCAGCAACAAUAGGAUAGCUAGUCUGCCGCUGGAGAUUCGGCACAUGGCCACGUUGGUGGAGCUGCAGCUGGAGAAUAAUCCGCUAACUUCGCCGCCAGCUAGUCUUUGCAUGCGUGGCCUGGUGCACGUUUUCAAGUUUCUAGAGACGCAGGCCACCAAGGAUGAGAAGGGCUCGCGUUCCGGUGGAAACUAUGAUGGCUACACUACUCUGCGACGAGCUCCUCGCCACAAUUCCAGCGGCAAUGUCCUCGAAGCCAGCACCACGGGUAGUAACAAUCAGCGAAGGCAUCAGGUGGACUCGGGCUACAGCACCAGCGAUGGCCUGGACAAGCGCUGGUCGCACGAUGUCCCAGCCAAGUCCAAGACAGAUUCGCCGCUGCACUGCGUCUCAUCUUCGGCGGCUGCCACAUUGCCCAGGACUCUGCCGAGUGCGGUUCACUCGCACGCGGAUCUUAUGGAUGCCUCUCUGACCUCCAGCACCAGCACAAUUGUGGAUGAGAGUCUCACCCUGAGUCCCACGCCAUCGCCCUGCAAGCUGAGCUAUGCACACUCCAACAGCUCCAGCAAUGGAUCCUCGCCGGAUCAAGACGAGGAUAUCAUGCUGGACCAUCAGGAGCGCACCGUGCACUCCACCAAUGGGAAGUCUGGCAAGAGUCUGGGCAACAUUCAGACCUACAAGGAGUACAAGGAAGCCCUGAAGCAGCAGCGCAACCAGGAGAUGAGCGUCUACAAACAAAAGCAUCCGAAUGCCAAUCAUAGUCCCAACGAUGACGAGGACCUGUCUCCGCCGCCGUCAAGCCUCUCCAACGGAUCAUCGUCGAUGUGCAACACACUGCCAAAGUCCAUAAUGAAACAGUCGAGUCUGAAUCAGAACAGCAACCAAAAUGGCCACAAUGGGAACGGAAACGGAAAUGGAACCGGGAACGGAAAUGGAGUCGAUGAUGUUGUCAUACCAAAGAAACCCAUCCAGAAGGUGAUACCCUCUCGCAAUACAGAAAUCAAGCCGGCUACCUCGUCUGGCAUUCCCUCGGCCAUUCCAUCGGAUUGUUUGGGCUACGUGAAGCCGCAGAGUCCCCUGAAGAAUGGUGCUAACAAGUUCAAUACGUCCAAUGGCAGCGGGUCACCAGGUGCCACCAGCACCACCAUUAAAUCGCCAGUUAGCUCUACCACAAAGCUGGGUACAGUGAAGACACACCGCUCGGUGACCUGGAACCAUGAUAUUCCCGCGGAGAAGUUGAGCUUCACCAUGCGGCGAGAGUUUGAUCGCCAGCGGGAGGAGACUGAACUGAUGUCGCAGCUGAGGAGUAUAAUUGAAACGCGUUUAAAAAUGACCCUGCCUGUGGAUAUUGCUUCAGCUCUGACCGAUGGUGUUAUACUCUGCCAUUUGGCCAACUAUGUGCGUCCGCGCUCAGUGGCCAGCAUACAUGUGCCAUCGCCGGGUGUGAACAAGUUGACCAUGGCCAGGUGUCGGCGCAAUGUGGAUAACUUUUUGGAGGCAUGUCGUCGCAUUGGCGUAGAUGAGGAGUUGAUUUGCUCCUGUGAAGAUGUUGUGCCAGAAAAUGAGCCGCAAUUGCCACGCGCUGACGAUGACUAUGAUGCUGAUGUGUAUGUAAAAGAUGAUGGCAACGGCGGCAGCAGCAACAGCACCAGCAGCAACAGCAACAUCAGCAGCGGCAGCAAUAAUAAUCACAACGAUUGUGAUGAUGAUAAAGUGCCCAAUGCAUUGGCCCUACUGCGCACGGUGUCCGCUCUGAUUGCCCUGGAUGCGAAUCCGCUCCAUCAACAACAUCAUCAUCUUCUUCAGCACUUUGAGCAAGAGCAAGAGCAAUUCACAGAGCCAACCAUUACCUGCAGCCAACAGCAUGAACAGAUGUUGCAGUUAGAGCAUGUUUUGUAUGAGAAUGGCCAGCCGAGGGCUGAAAAUGAUGAUGGGGUUGAGGAUCGCGAUGGCAGCGGCGGCAGCAGACGCCAGCAGCAACUGGCGACAGUGGGCCAAAUGCUGCUCAAGGCCAAGCAAAAGACCUAUGAGAAGAUCAAGCACAAUCUGCUCAGUGCCCAUGGUCAGCACAAUUUUCAGGCGAACAACAAUAAUCGGAUGCUGCACACGAUUGUGGAGAAUGAGCACGAUGUGGCCGCCGCUGGACCGGCGGGACAUUAUCAAAUAAUAGAUGAGAAGCAGCAGCAGACAGAAUCAGAGGACUCGAAGGACCAAGAAGCUUGUUCGGAGCCAACCAAGGAGGCAAUCAGCAAACGCAUCGAGUUCUUCGAGCAGCAGAGAAACGGCAAACAGAAGCUGGAGGUCUUCAGCAUCUAUUUGCCCAAGGACAAGGACAAACAGCAGCUUGAUCAUAAGUUAAAAGCCAAGGACAACGAAGCUGGAACUUCAAUAUUAUUAAAACACGAUUCCCACACCCUAACCGUAAUCCUGUCGUGCGUUUUCAUAGCGACCUUCCUUUGGCUGGUCUUCUUCCCGCUGCCCGGAUAAUCUAUAUAAUCGCCUUUGGCUUGCCAGUAGAGUUAAGAUCGAAGAAUAGAGAGAGUUACGAGUCGCUUUUGCGCUUCUCUUUCCACUUUGGUAGUGAGUUUUUGAGGCUGCUUUUUAUUUACUGCUUUCUUAGGCUUAUAAAUCCCCAUAUUUAUGAUGUAUUCUCUAUAUCGAAAACAAAAGAAAGGCAACUUUUGAGGCAUUUAAAUUGAGAGACAACCCAAAGACUUUGAAAACGUAAAGCAGUCAAGUUACACUUUUGGUUGGUUUUAGGGGUAAGCACAAUUGGGUUUAGGAAAUCUUACUAUAUCUUAAAAGAAGUCAACCUAAAGUUCCUUUAAAAAACAAUAUUUUCUAUAUUUAUUUACACUAUUUUUGUAUUACUUUGAUAUGUAAAACUAGAAAAACUUUAUUUAUUUAUAUAUAUUUUUAAGUAAGGAUAGUAAUAUCAUCUAUAUUUUGUAGUUCAACUCUACCUUAUAGCUUAUCAUCUUCAAUUUAAAUAUAUUAAUCAACUUAGUUACCUUUAACCGCCUCUAAUUGUGCUUACCUCUAUUAAAUAACUUCUUAAGAAAAGUAUUUUUAUACUAAACAACCCCAUUUAAUCACAUAUUCCUAGUUCAAGCUAUAUUGAACUCUAAAUUGAAUUAAGGAUCUUUACAAACAUUUCGACGACAUUUUCGUUUGCUCGUGAACUGAACUGAAACAGAAAAAAUACAUUAACAAUACGCUUGAUUUCAUUAUAUUAAUACGACCUAAGUUACAACGAAACUAAACGAUUUAUGUUCCCAUUUUAACAAAGAAGACAAGUGAAAUCCCCAAAGUAAAUUCUAUUACUUGUAGUCAUAGGUAGAUGAUACAAUAUACAUACAUAUAUAUAAAAGUUUUCUUAAACAAAACAGGAAAAUGGCAAAGAGAAUUGUUACAGUUUGAGGGGCAAUGAAUUCCGAAAGGAAUUUGAUGUUGUAUGGUUUUACUUGAAGGCAGGGACACUCUAAAUAGUUGUAGAAAAGCGUGAAAUAGUUAAUAGAAAUGAUGAACAAAAAAUAUAAAUAACAGCCAACCAAUGUACCAACUUCAGAAGUAAUAUUCCAAGUUAGUUAUGAAAUAACUCAUUUUUAUUUUAUUCAUCUUUCUCAAUACAUUUUUGAUGUACAAAUAAAUGUGUCAAAGAAAAAAACACUCGUACACGAUUUAAGAAACAUCACAUAACACACUUUUUGUAACAAUUUCACACACUCUUACAUGAAAAAGACCUCUUAUACGAAAAUGAUAAAAAUCACAAAAUAGUGCCUUUGACUGGAGCAUCGACUACAGUCUAGUCUGCCUAUAACCUACAGCUGCUUAUAUCGUAUCUACACUUACUCUUCACGCAAAGCAAUAAUUUCCAAGAACUGAACGCUAUUCUCUUCGCUUUUCAUUUACAAUUAAGUUUACUAAAUUAACAAUUUGUGCUAAUCACAUUCCUAAUAUUAUGGUAAAUUGUAACCAAACUUUAUUUAACUAACUUAAGGCCCCAGAAAAUGUACUUAAACGAAAUUAAACAAAAGCUAAUCAAAUUUCUCCAAGAAGCACAAUCUCAAACUCUCAGAAAGGAAAAAAGAUAAACAUAUAUAUAUUUAUCUAGCGUCUAAAAUCAGAAAUAUAUAUUUUGUCUAACAAAAUUAUUAAAGUGAAGAAAGAAAUGUAUUGAGACAGCUAUAUAUGAAAUGUAAAUCGUAAUCAGUCAUUAAUUUUUAUAUGAAACAAAUAUUUAACACUCAGACACUUGCAUCUAUACAGAAGUCUACUUAUAAAAGAAACCUCCCAAAUGAAGUUUAAAGCCAAAAAACAAAAGUUUGUCCGAAUAUUCCAUGCAUUUACUUCCAAAACCGAAAGAAAUAUUCAAAUAAACGGAAACUGUUGCAUUUAAAUUUAAGCACAAACUGUCAACUAUGCGCUAUAUAUACAUAAAAGUGAAAUCAAUGAGAAAAAUAUAUGGGAAAUAUACCAAAAUGUACGUUUAAAUUUAAUAUUUUGCGCAGCUUAGCAGUCACAGUUUGGGAGCAAUUGCGACUUUGCUAAGGUGGUAAACACAACUCGGGGAAAUUUUAUCGUAGUGAAGACACAAUCCACUGCUUUCAAAACUGUGGUUUGCUGGGAAAUUAAAGAAUAAAAAAUUUAAAAAUAAAU